Ceraceosorus bombacis is the source of this 1105-nucleotide messenger RNA. Lineage: Eukaryota; Fungi; Basidiomycota; Exobasidiomycetes; Ceraceosorales; Ceraceosoraceae. The record is from the annotation of a GenBank genome assembly.
AUGUCGUUUGCGCCUCUGCUUAGACGCAGCGCUUCCACUAUUGGAAGUUGCGUCUGCAACCGGCACGCUGCUGCUGCUGCUGCUGCUGGAUCGAGUCGAUGGAUGACGACGACAGCGACAGCGACCGCGACCGCGACCGCGACCAGCAACGGCGUCCCUUUAAAGUGCUCACCCCAGCUCGCAAGCAGUGUCUGCUCCUCUCGCACCUUUUCCACCUCCACCGCGCAUCGCACAGCAGCGGAUGCCAUCACCGCGUUCCCCCCGGCCGAGUCGGCAGAGCACGCAGAGUUGUUGCAGCAAGCGAAAGCCAGACUGCUAAAGCUUGGCUUUCAUCACCAAGAGUCGUUUUGGGAACAGAGGAUAUGCUGGGGCGAUCACGACUGCGUGAGUAUCGCAUCGCGCGAUGGGCCGCGCAUCAGAUGAGGCAAUGACGAAUGCUCACGCCGCACCUGCACUCACGCACACGCACACGCACACGCACACCCAAACACCAGUUUCAGCACGGUGAGACUUUGGAGCGGGGGGGGCGUGACGUUUUUUUUGAACGCCAGACAAUGACACUCUGGCAUGCACGCCAACUCACACGGCGCUGUGCGUGCCUCUACGCCUCCUCUGCAGUGAACAAUGUGCACUACGUUCGAUUUGUAGAGUCUGCUCGCAUGCGCUACGGAGAAGUGUUGGCCUCCAGAUUGACGUCGCAGAGGGCACAAGAAAUCGUCUAUGGAACAGGCAAAGGCAUGAUCUUGGCAAAGGUUUCAGUCAAGUACAUUCGACCCGUCACUUAUCCCGACACUGUGAGCGAGCCAGCGAUGAUUGCCUCUCGCCAGCGAUGCUUGCCUCUCGCCAGCGAUGAUCAAGCCGCUCAUUGUCCCAUUUCCUUUUCCCCCCCGCUCAGCUGCUGGUCGGCACUCGUCCAGUCUUGCCGCUGCAAGGCUCGGACAGGUUCACGCUGCAAGCCAAUAUCGUCAGCUUGAAGCAGCAAGCACUCGUAGCUACGGCUGAACAGCUGUGCGUCAGCUACGACUACCCUGCGCUGACCAAGUGCGACUUGCCUCGAGAUUUCAAAGACGAGAUUGAAAAGAGCGGCGCGGCACCGUCACCGUGA